AUGGCCUCAAAAACUCGCGCUAUGCCACCAUCUUUGGAUCAAAUCACCACAAAGCAUGUACUUGCAGAUGAUUUGGAAGCUAAACUAGCUUCCAAACUAUUGAUUGCUCAAUCAGAAACUGCUAAGGUCCCGGAUGCUUCCAUGGAUCAAGAAAAGAAAGUAGCAGAGAAAGGAAGCGUAAAGAACAGCUCUGUUUCAGAUAAAGCAAGUGAUGGAAACAGCAGUUUGGGGAAGACAAGCGGGAGUGCUCUUGUGGAGAGUGGGAAGAGUAGUAUGUGCAGAGGAAGUACAAGCAGCAAUGUGAGUGAUGAGAGCAGUUGUAGUAGUUUCAGUAGCAGUAUCAACAAGCCACACAAAUCAAAUGAUAUGAGGUGGGAAGCCAUUCAAGUGGUGCGAGCAAGAGAUGGGGCUUUGGGUUUAACUCAUUUCAGAUUGUUGAAAAGAUUAGGAUGUGGUGAUAUUGGGAGUGUUUACUUGGCUGAGUUGACCGGGACCAAAGCGUAUUUUGCUAUGAAAGUGAUGGAUAAAGCCUCUUUAGCAAGUCGCAAGAAGCUUCUUCGAGCUCAAACAGAAAGAGAGAUUCUCCAAUCUUUGGAUCAUCCGUUUCUUCCUACACUAUACACUCAUUUUGAGACUGAUAAGUUCUCAUGUUUGGUUAUGGAGUUUUGUCCUGGAGGAGACUUGCAUACCCUUAGGCAGAGACAACCUGGGAAACACUUCACCGAGCAAGCUGUCAAAUUUUAUGUAGCGGAAGUGCUUCUAGCCAUGGAAUAUCUCCACAUGCUCGGGAUUGUUUACCGAGACCUAAAACCCGAAAAUGUCCUCGUGAGAGAAGACGGACACAUAAUGCUUUCCGAUUUUGACCUUUCCCUUCGGUGCACUGUGAGCCCGACUUUAGUAAAAUCCUCAUCCAUGGACAACGAGCCCCUCCGUAGGUCCACCGUAUACUGUGUCCAACCAUCUUGCAUCGAGCCAUCUUGUAUCCAACCCUCGUGCGUGGUCCCCACCUCUUGCUUCUCCCCUCGCUUCUUCUCAAGCAAAUCCAAAAAAGAACGAAAAAACAAAAUCAAAAACGAAAUAGGCAACCAAGUUAGCCCAUUACCCGAGCUCAUGGCGGAACCCACUAGCGCCCGAUCCAUGUCGUUCGUGGGGACCCACGAGUAUUUAGCCCCGGAAAUUAUUAAAGGCGAAGGCCAUGGAAGCGCUGUAGAUUGGUGGACAUUUGGGAUCUUUUUGUAUGAGUUGUUGUUUGGUAGAACCCCGUUUAAAGGUUCGGGCAAUCGGGCAACGUUGUUUAACGUUGUUGGGCAGCCUCUGAGGUUUCCCGAAUCGCCCGUGGUCAGUUUUUCUGCCCGGGAUCUCAUCCGGGGGUUGCUUGUGAAAGAGCCUCAACAUCGUUUGGCAUAUAAAAGAGGUGCUACGGAAAUCAAACAACACCCCUUCUUUGAAGGUGUUAACUGGGCUUUGAUCCGGUGUGCUACACCGCCGGAUGUACCGAAGCCGGUUGAGUUUGAACGGUUCUCGGCAACCGCUCCGGUUGCUUCCACAAGUGAAAAGACUAAUGUACCCCCGGUGGCUGCUCCUAACCAAAAAGGUGCAGGUGUGGGUGCGGGUUCGGAUAAUUACUUGGAGUUUGAUUUCUUCUAG
Lactuca saligna is the source of this 1647-nucleotide messenger RNA. The record is from the annotation of a GenBank genome assembly. Lineage: Eukaryota; Viridiplantae; Streptophyta; Magnoliopsida; Asterales; Asteraceae.